Frieseomelitta varia is the source of this 6198-nucleotide messenger RNA. RefSeq names its product ras GTPase-activating protein raskol (gene raskol). The transcript has 9 exons. The record is from RefSeq and is a predicted model, not a curated record. NCBI's taxonomy places the organism in Eukaryota, Metazoa, Arthropoda, Insecta, Hymenoptera, Apidae. Gene Ontology annotation, biological process: regulation of GTPase activity. Bases 652 to 4227 code for a protein of 1191 amino acids.
ACGAUUAAAAAGCCUCGCGGAUGAAACCGGCGAGUCACCAUCGAUAAACAUCCAAUUUGCAAGAAAAUAGGCUUGCAAACGAAAGAACAGUGGUGUCUGUGGCAUCUCGCAAGAGAGAGAGAGAGAGAGAAAUUAGUCUAGAAAUCGUGACUAAUAAAUACAGAACAAGAAGAAGAAGGUUCGUAUCGAUCAUCUUCCCGUUCGCUGGAUUUCCUUAUUGACAUAUAUCCGAAUAAUAUUAUGUGGUGAGUCAGCCGCGUAAUAACUGGUUUAUGACAGCCAUGUUUACGCGCGAGGUCAGUUUAUCAGGAAGUCAGCGAUCAGCGCGGAUUGACGCGAAUCGAUAGGAUCGAUUCUCGUCGGCGAGGUGAGUUUCCAAACAGUCGAAAAAGAACAAACAUUUCAAACGGAGAAAUCGUGUUCGUCGAAACUUGAUGGAACGAGAGUGAAAAAAAAAAAAGAAAGAAAACGAAAGAAAGAGAGAAGAAAUGAGUUUGGCGGAAAUGCGUAUCCUCGAUUUCGUGUCCUAAAUAUCCUCUAAGGGUGACCGAUCGAAGAGGGCAUAGAACGACGUAGGGUGGAAUUCUUUUCCUCCGUUGGAAUUCGUGGACCGGGAACAUCUGCUGUUGUUUCUCACGCGGCACGAUUCGCAUGACCAGGAGAAAAAUGUGCGUGAAACCGAUGGAGGAGAACGAGGAGGACAAGGUUGUCAGCAUGAUCAUCAACUACUUCACUGCUAGGAAUUUCUUCUCGAAGAGGUCGUUCCGCUCGAACCCGCUGAAGAGGACGAAGAGCGUGACGAAGCUCGAGCGGCAGAAGCAACGGGGCGCCGGGCUUCGCGGUUGCCGUUCACACGAGUCGCUGCUCUGCGGACAGGCGGUGACCUCGAUGGACCUCGCGGCCGUGACACCGCUGCAUCCGAGCCUGCUUGGCAGACCUCACUGCUUCCAGGUCACACCCAGCACCGGCGGCCCCAAGUAUUUCAGUUGCAGGACCGCUCACGAACGGGACCAGUGGUUACACAGCCUGAGGAAAUCCGUGCAGCCUGACGCGGAGCAGACACGACGAACGGACAACUCCCUGCAGAUCUGGCUGCUCGAGGCGAAGGGCGUGCCGGCGAAGAAACGAUACUUCUGCGAGGUCUGUCUGGACAGCACUCUGUACGCGAGAACCACCGCGAAACUGAAGGCCGAUCUCUGCUUCUGGGGCGAGCACUUUGAUUUCCAUCAUUUGCCCUCUGUCAACACCAUACAGGUGAACCUCUACAGGGAGGCUGACAGAAAGAAGAAGAGGGACAAGAACGUUUUAAUCGGUUCGGUGAGCAUACCGGUGCACAACGUCACGUCUCGUUACCUAACGGAGAAAUGGUAUACCGUCGUCGGGGAUAAAGGCCCUCUGAAGGAGCCUCCAGCGCUCAGGGUGAAAUGUCGCUUCCAAUCUGUGGACAUACUGCCGGUUCAGGUGUACCAGGAGUUCCUGGAGUAUUUGAAGACGGAUUACGCGAGCUUGUGCGAGAAAUUGGAGCCGGUGAUCGGUGUCAAAGCGAAGGAGGACAUCGCCACCGCUUUGGUCGCCGUCAUGCAGCGUGAAAAGAAAGCGCCUCAAUUUCUCGCCGACUUGGUGAUGAUGGAUAUACACAGAAUAGACGACGAGAGGCUGACGUUUCGAGGAAAUUCCCUGGCGACGAAGGCGAUGGAGGCUUACCUGAAGUUGACGGGUGAUAGGUACCUACAGGAGACGUUGGGGGCCGUUGUAAGGGGGGCGGUGGAGGGUGGCGACUGCGAGGUGGACCCGCUGAAGGUCGCCUCGGUGGCGGCCCUUCACAAGCAGCAACAGAAUCUGCGGAACGCUGUGGAGCUCGCCUGGAGCAGGAUACUGGCCAGCCACGCUCACUUUCCUCUCGAAUUGCGCGAGUGCUUCCGUAUAUUCCGCGAACGUCUGGCCGACAUGGGCCGCGAGGACAUCGCCGACAAUCUCAUCUCCGCGUCCAUAUUCCUCAGAUUCCUCUGCCCGGCUAUUCUCAGCCCGUCGCUCUUCAACAUUACUCACGAAUACCCGAACGAAAAGGCGGCGAGAAACCUCACCCUCGUGGCGAAAACGCUUCAGACUUUGGCGAACUUCACGAGAUUCCAGGGAAAGGAGAAUUUCAUGGAGUUUAUGAACGAUCUUCUGGAACGUGAAGCUCAAUCCAUGAAGAACUUUCUACAGUUAAUCAGCAGCCCCCUGCCAAAGGACGCGCCAGCCAACAACUCGUUGGAGUUCGACGGGUAUAUCGAUCUCGGCAAGCAACUGUCUCUCCUGCACGCGCUGUUGCGCGAAAGUUUUGUCACGAUAUCUUCGUUUUCCUCGUCACUGCCCCCGUCGAGACUACCAGACAUCCUCGAGAGGAUCUCCAUAGCUUUGGAUCAAUCGGGCCCGAGCCCAGUGCCCGCUUCUCAUCGCUAUCCAAACUUGCAGAACAACAUAUUCCGCUACAACGAUCCAACGAUCGCGAACAGCAACACCAACCUGUCCGUGUCGGCGACGUCGACGUUGAGCAAUCACAGCACGCUGAACGGGACAAUCAGAGAUAGCAACGAAGUGUUGCAAUCGAACACGCUGAGCCACAACAGUUCCCGUAGCCCGAACGUGACCAGGGCCGCGACGCUUCCUCGUAACGCGUACAUGCCGAACAACGGGAAGCUACAGCUGCAAAUCACCACGGACGAUUAUCCCUUGGAGCCGCCAGCCUUCGUGUCGCGUUCGCCGACGCCCAUGAGGCAACACAGACAAUUAGGGUCGAACAGGACGGGCGCAGGGUACAGAUUGACAGCCAGCGCGAGCCUGGCGAACGUGAAUCACUGCCAGACGCACCCAACGAGUCCCACGAGGUCGGAGAGUCACAGCAAUCUGAAAGACUCCAAUUACAACAUCACCACGUCGCAGAUCAACCAAACGAACAACUGCACCAUCAUAUCUCAGCAGCAGCAACAGCAGCAAAACCACAGACACAACAUGACGCGAUUGCAGAACCUGGACAUCCACGACAGGGAGGACAAUUACAACCACAACAACUACAACGUCUCGAGAUCGACCAGCAGGAACCACUGUAACAAGGAAGAUAACGCGAACCAAAUGCAACAUCAGAACUAUAACAACGUCUCGAAGACAACGGUGAACGCGAACGUCGUGGUGAACCCACCGUCGAAUCUCACCCUGUCGAUUAACCAUCAGCCGAACAACAAUUACAACAAUAGCAAGAACAACACGACUGCCAAUGGUAACUUGGACGAGCUGUCCGAUCUGUUGAGGUACGCCGACGACGAGGUGUCGGAAUCGAAAUCACAGAAAGGUUCCCAAAUAUCAAUCUCCCAAUUGAGCAAUGUUGCCUCGUCCGGUUACCAAAGCUUCGCUGCUUACAGUCAAAGCUCCAGCCCCGUGGAUCUCAGCAGCAACAAUGCAAACGCGCAUAUACUCAGCGCGGCACCGUUGGCGUUCGCCAAUCCCGUUUACCACAUGGAAUCGAACCACGGGAGGAACGGGAGGAGAGGCAGCAGUAGCUCCGAGGAGAGGGACGGGAGCGGGGGCGGGGUGGAGGGCGUGAGAGGCGUUGAUCUCAGUCCCUCGCCCCCGCCGCAGAAUAACGUGAGGAACCUGCAAAGAAAUAACCAGAACCAGUGGAGGCAGACCAACCAGACGCACAGGAAUAACUCGGAGCAGAAUCAGAGUGUCUGUUGCACCAAGUUGAGGAGGAGGCUGUCGUUGGAUUCUACGCGAGACCUGUCCGACACCAGUGAAGAAGAGAGCUGCACGACGAGGAGAAGCAAGUCCCGCAGUCAUCGAAGCAUCGAUCAGUACGAAGUGGAAAUCGAAAGGCUGCAGAGUAGCGUAGAUCGACUGAGGGCCCGGUUAGGCGCAACCGAGGAUACCGAUAUAGACGGCGUUGCACCGGAUACCAAGAUGAAGAGCAUCAUCUCCAGGUUAAUCUCCGUGGAGGAGGAGCUACGGCGCGAACAGCAGAAGAUGUCGGCUGCGUUGUCGUACAAGCAGCGCGUGAUCGACGCGCAGGAGCAGCAAAUAGCCGCUUUGGACGCCGCGAAUUCGCGUCUAAUGACGUCAAACACAAAACUGUUGUCCGCAUUGAGCACCCUGAAGCAACGAUACAAGUCCAGCCAGUCGAGCAGCGAGGCGGCUGCGCUACUGCAGAACAUCGCUGAUAUCGGCGAGCUGAAAAGCUCGUCUUGUUAGAACGGACAGAGGGGGAGAGAGAGGGAGAGAGAGAGAGAGACAGAGAGGAGAAAAUCAUGCAAGCAACGCUCAUCUGGAGGCGUCCGUUGGUUUCCGCGUAAGGCGAGCAUCUCGGACGAACAUCCGGUGAACAUCAGCGUAGAACUCGAAGGAUCGCGAGACGAAGCACGAGGUGUGUGGUGUCCCUCUGAACCUGAGGACAAACCUGAGGAUGAAUCCGACAAUCUCGAGGAUGGCUCGAUCGACGAGACGAUCUCUCAUUGCCUGAACGUGAAAGAGGAGACACCGAGAAGAAGACUAUCCCGGUUUGCUCUUUGGCUCGUCCGAGUCGAGUCGAGUCGAGUCGAGUGUCGUCUCCUCGCUUAGGAACGCAAAGAGAAGGAGAGGAGCAACGCGAGCAAAAAGAGAACAAAGAGAGAAAGAUCGCGUGCGUGAACGUGUGAAAGGCGUGCGAAAAUAGAGGCUACCUAGUGGAUAAAAUAGGCAAAACGGUUUUAAGUAGAUAAUUUACGUCGAGUUUCGUGUGACACGUCGUUGUAGCGUUUAGGAUUGUUUGUCGGCCGUGUCUGGGCGGGAGACACGAAUCUCGCGAGACACGAGGCUGACGAAAGUCGACGGACCUCAGACUGCUUCAGCUCGUUCCCUUAUACGAUGACUUUCCUUCGUUCGAGUCGAACGAGUCGGAAAGUCAAUGGCGUUUACGCAGGAAACUGAAGCGUCUUUCGUUCGACGGAACAGCAAAACACGGUCCAUCGAUUCGUUCGGCAAUGCAUCUAAACGAGAGAUAAAUAGGACGAGACACGAGGCCCCUGCUAGACGCCGAACCAUGUUGUAUCUCUUCUUUCGUUUCACUCUCUGCUAUAUUUUCUUUUCUUUUUUUUUUUUUUUUUUUUUUUUUUUUUUUUUUUUNUUUUUUGUUAUUCGUUUUGCAUUCGUGUCACAACAUGCAUGCACAAACGCUGUCAUAACGCGCGAGGAAGACUUCGACAUCGAUGCGAAAUCGUCCCAUCGAUGUUUCGUUGAGAAAUUUGCGCGAAUGUAUUUUGCGUCUUAGUCGUCGUAGUGGGAAACGUUAUCCGGCCUGGUUACGAGUUCUCGACACGAGUUGUUUGAUUUUUAAAGUACAGCCGAGUGUUUCAAGUUUCAAGUGCCAAGAAGUAGUAAAAAUUCAAUGAAAUUGACGGUUCGUUGGCGAGAAUAUAUCUUUGAAUGCAUCGUUUUACGCUGACACGACCGAUUAGUACGUUUUCGUUAAAUUUUGAAGAGACUAGGAAAUAUUAGAUACUAGGCGAUAUAUAUAUAUAUAUAUGUGCGUGUGUGUGUAUAUACAUUUCAAAGUUCUUCCUUUUAUAAGAAAACGUGCUCGAAUCGACGAUUUCUCUAAAUAUCGUCGAGGAGGUCUGAACUCUCACGAGACACGGUGACAUAAUUUAAUGCUCAACUGACAAGAACAACUUUGCUAAUAAACCGACUUCUCUUAAGGUGUGUGUUCACAACGUUUUUAGACAUUUCCACUGUAUUCAGAAUUUCAUUGACGCCACGUAAAUUAAUACACGGAACAUCUCGACUGAUUACUUACUCUGAUAACUCUACAUAACAAAUUGAACUUAUGCACGAAAGUACUUCUCGAAAAGUUUUAUACCGCGAUAUACAUAUAUAUGCAUUUAAAUGACUCGCUGUAUACAUACAUAGAGCUACGUAACAAUUUCUAAACAGUUAACACUUUAGACAGCGAUCUGUUGAUUUAUAGCGACUUGACCAAUCCGUAGUGUUUUUACACAUUGUAAAACCGUCUUUCUACAUUUUUUAAACUUUUAUUUGAUAUCGUUGUAUCUUACCAGCAUGUUGCCACGCUGCUACCACUAAUUAUAUUAAUCUAAAGUGGCUGUACUUUGAAAAUAAAUAAUUCGAGGACUCGCGUAUCCGCUGGGAUUCGUUUCCAGAAAUUCUCAAGGCGAGAAUACGAUUCAA